CAGGUGAACCUUUAAAGAUGCACAUGGGGCUGCAUAAAAUGAAAAGAGAAACUGAAGAAACUAAUGAAGUAAAAAAAACGUAUAUUUCCCAGGUUUAAUAGGGAAAAAUUGCUUUCUGCAAACAACUGAAAAAGCUGCCCUUGGACAUUUUCUUUGGCCCUCAUGGAGCAGCUGGAACUUGUACUGUGAGGCCCUUGACGGGACAAGCUGUCACUGAGUGAGCACCUGGAGUGGCUGUCGCCAUGGCCAGCAAGAGGAAGUCCACCACCCCGUGCAUGAUCCCCGUGAAGACUGCGGUGCUGCAGGAGGCCAGCGCGGAGGUCCCGCCCGCCGAGGCUUUGCCUGAAGGGCCCCCGCAGGAGCUGCCCCCAGCAGCGCCUGCCCCCAGCGGCGAGGUCGCCCAGAUCUCCAGCAGUGCGGAGAGUGCUACGCUGGCUACGCUGGCCAACGGGCAUCGGAGCACUUUGGAUGGCUAUUCGUAUUCCUGCAAACACUGCGAUUUCAGAUCCCAGGACAUAACCCGAUUUGUUGGACACAUGAACUCUGAGCACACAGACUUUAAUAAAGACCCGACUUUUGUAUGCACUGAGUGCAGUUUCCUGGCAAAAACUCCUGAGGGGCUUUCUCUGCACAAUGCCAAGAGUCACUCAGGGGAAGCCAGCUUUAUGUGGAAUGUGGCCAAGCCAGACAAUCGUGUCAUCGUGGAGCAGAGUGUCCCCGAGAGCACCAGCACUCCUGACCCACUGGGCGAGCCCAGCACCGAUGGGACCGAUGGACAAGCCGAAAUCAUCAUCACCAAAACUCCUAUCAUGAAGAUAAUGAAAGGCAAAGCUGAAGCCAAAAAAAUUCAUACACUAAAGGAAAAUGCCCCUAGUCAGCCCAUUGGUGAGGCCUUACCAAACCCCUCAGCUGGGGAAGCGGAGGCAAAAGAGGGGGACCACUCCUUUGUCAACGGGGCAGUUCCGGUCAGCCAGGCCCCUACCAGCUCUGCCAAGCCUCCCCACGCAGCCAACGGGCCCCCGCUGGGGACAGUGCCAGUUCUGCCGGCUGGCAUGGCUCAGUUUCUCUCCCUCCAGCAGCCCCCGGUGCACGCCCAGCACCACGCCCACCAGCCACUGCCCACCUCCAAGUCCCUUCCCAAAGUGAUGAUCCCCCUGAGCAGCAUUCCGACGUACAAUGCGGCCAUGGACUCCAACAGCUUCCUGAAGAACUCUUUCCACAAGUUCCCCUACCCAACCAAAGCCGAGCUCUGCUAUUUGACUGUGGUCACCAAGUAUCCAGAAGAACAGCUUAAGAUCUGGUUCACAGCCCAGAGGCUGAAACAGGGGAUCAGCUGGUCCCCUGAAGAGAUCGAAGAUGCCCGGAAGAAGAUGUUCAACACAGUCAUCCAGCCUGUCCCUCAGCCCACAAUCACCGUCCUGAACACUCCUCUGGUUGCCAGUGCUGGCAACGUGCAGCAUCUCAUCCAGGCCGCCCUUCCAGGCCAUGUUGUGGGGCAGCCAGAGGGUACAGCAGGGGGACUGCUGGUCACUCAGCCACUGAUGGCCAAUGGGCUGCAGGCACCAAGCUCGUCUCUCCCUCUAGCAGUUACAUCAGUCCCUAAGCAGCCAACUGUUGCGCCCAUUAACACUGUGUGUUCAAAUACAACGUCAGCGGUGAAGGUGGUCAAUGCGGCCCAGUCGCUGCUCACAGCGUGCCCCAGCAUAACCUCCCAAGCCUUCCUAGAUGCCAGUAUCUACAAAAAUAAGAAAUCUCACGAACAGCUGUCAGCUCUGAAAGGUAGCUUCUGUCGGAGCCAGUUCCCAGGACAGAGCGAAGUGGAGCAUCUGACCAAGGUGACUGGCCUCAGCGCCAGGGAGGUGCGGAAGUGGUUCAGUGACCGGAGGUACCACUGCCGGAACCUGAAGGGCUCCCGGGCUGUGCUGCCUGGGGACCCCGGCUCCAUCGUCAUCGACUCUGUGCCAGAGGGGCCCUUCUCCCCGGUGUCCAAGGCCCCCGAGGUGACCUGCAUCCCGACGGCAGCCACCCUGGCCACCCACUCUUCUGCCAAACGACAGGCAUGGCACCAGACCCCUGACUUCACACCAACCAAAUACAAGGAGCGGGCCCCCGAGCAGCUCAGAGCCCUGGAGAGCAGUUUUGCACAAAACCCUCUUCCUCCCGACGAGGAACUAGACCGCCUGAGGACGGAAACCAAAAUGACCCGAAGAGAGAUUGACAGCUGGUUUUCUGAGAGACGGAAGAAAGUGAGCACCGAGGAGACCUCGAAGGCCGAGGGGGGUGCCUGUCCGGAGGAGGAGGAGGCGGCUGCCGAGGACCAGGGAGGAGCCGAGGAGUCGGCCAGUGACCUCAGGGCCCCAGGGGAGAACGGCUCCCCAGAAGUGCCCGGCAGCCACUCGCUGGCUGAACGCAAAGUCAGCCCCAUCAAAAUCAACCUUAAGAACCUGCGGGUCACUGAAGCCAACGGCAAGAGCGAGCUGCCUGGGCUGGGCGCCUGCGAGCCUGAAGGCGAGGGGCCGCACCAGCUGGCCGCGCAGCCGCCGGGCAAGGUGAGCUGCAAGAAGACAGCGCAGCAGCGGCACCUGCUGCGCCAGCUCUUCGUGCAGACGCAGUGGCCGAGCACCCAGGACUACGACGCCAUCCUGGCCCAGACAGGCCUGCCGCGGCCAGAGGUGGUGCGCUGGUUCGGUGACAGCAGGUACGCCCUGAAGAAUGGCCAGCUGAAGUGGUACGAAGACUACAAGCGGGGCCACUUCCCUCCAGGGCUGCUGGUCAUCGCCCCUGGCAACCGGGAGCUGCUGCAAGACUACUAUGUGACACACAAGACGCUGUAUGAGGAGGACCUGCAGAGCCUCUGCGACAAGACCCAGCUGAGCGCCCAGCAGGUCAAGCAGUGGUUUGCAGAGAAAAUGGGCGAGGAGACCCGGGCCGUGGCAGACAGCGGCAGCGAGGACCAGGGCCCUGGCGACCCUGCGGCAGUGCACAAAGGGCUGGGCGACACCUAUUCGGAGGUGUCUGAGAACAGUGAGUCGUGGGAGCCCAGUGCCCCUGAGGCCAGCUCAGAGCCCUGUGACACACCAAGUCCCCAGGCUGGACGUCAGCUGGAAGCAGACUGAAUCUGAGCCGAUGACUGAAGGACUGGCCAGUCCAGGAUGCCGCCUGCCACAUGGAAGGGCCCCACCCAACU
This is a messenger RNA of Molossus molossus (Pallas's mastiff bat), 3187 nucleotides long. RefSeq names its product zinc fingers and homeoboxes 3 (gene ZHX3). The record is from RefSeq and is a predicted model, not a curated record. The coding region runs from base 243 to 3116 and encodes 957 amino acids. Lineage: Eukaryota; Metazoa; Chordata; Mammalia; Chiroptera; Molossidae. Gene Ontology annotation, biological process: regulation of transcription by RNA polymerase II. The transcript is spliced from 3 exons. Gene Ontology annotation, molecular function: DNA binding; DNA-binding transcription factor activity, RNA polymerase II-specific. Gene Ontology annotation, cellular component: nucleus.